Vigna radiata var. radiata (mung bean) is the source of this 1158-nucleotide messenger RNA. RefSeq lists its product as uncharacterized. Bases 124 to 936 code for a protein of 270 amino acids. The transcript is spliced from 4 exons. The record is from RefSeq and is a predicted model, not a curated record. Lineage: Eukaryota; Viridiplantae; Streptophyta; Magnoliopsida; Fabales; Fabaceae.
GCUAAACACAGUGAAACUCUAAUCCAGUUUCCAGUUUUUUCUUAAAUUUUUAAUCAGAAAAGUCUACAAAACUCAUCUCGUAAGACAAACCAAGCUGAUGUAAAGUUGUCACAGCUGCUACCAAUGAUGUCAGGGAAAAAAAGACAUGAUUGUUUGCACCACGAAUCCGAUGAAGAAGGCUGUUGCGGUUUCAUUCAGGUGUAUGACUGCAGCGUCAAUGAAGUAAACAAUAAAGAUUCAGAGGAGCUAUUUGAGAUCAAUCUGAAGGAAUCAUUGGAGACAAUAUCAGAAGACUCUGAGAGUAGCGUGUUCUCUUUUGACAUUCACAACAACAACGACACAGAUGUUGUUCAUGUGGCAGUAGACCACGUUGGAGAAUCAAGCAUGGAAGCCCUUUUAUGGACUUUGAACCAUGCUGUCAGACCCUCUACCACUGUCUAUCUCAGACACGUUUUUCCUGAAAUCAGGCUCAUCCCAAGUCCAUUUGGAAAAUUUCCAAGGAAUCGUGUAAAUGCAGAGUAUGUUAACUUUCACUUGACUCAACAGAAAGGCAAGAAAAAAUUGCUCCUUCAAGAGUUCAUUGACUUGUGCCUUGAUUCAAAGGUUAAGGUGGAAGUGAUGGUUGUAGAGGGUGACAACGUUGCCAAAGCAAUAACAGAGCAAGUUAGAGAUCAUGAUAUAAGAAAAUUAGUGAUUGGAAUCACCAAAUCUAAUUUAAGCAAAUCCAUGUCCAGAAGAAGAAAUGGCAUAGCAGAUAAGGUCCUCAGAAAUGCACCAGAAAUCUGUGAUGUUAAAAUAAUAUGCGAUGGAAAUGAAGUAACAGAUCAAAUGAUUACAAGUUCCAGAGUUGCACAUGAAGAGAAUGAAUCAUGUGGUUUUGUUCCUCUUAUGCGUUUUGUGUCCAAUCCCAUAUGGCUAUUUAGACCCAGAUUUUGAUCAUAAAAAUGUGAUUAAUUAGUGAAUAAUUGAUGUUUAAAGAGAUAAUUAUCAUUAUGCAGAUGUAUAUAUCAGAGUUUUGUAAUUACUGAAAGUGGCAAUUGUCUAUUCCAAGAAAUUAGUGGUGAGCUUCUGAUGCAUGAUGAUAUGGUGAGUUAGGCUGAAAGUAUUAUAUGGUAAUAUUGCUGUUAACAUGUGGUGGUUGCUAUGAUGCUUUACAAA